Molecule: messenger RNA, 1560 nt
Organism: Erythranthe guttata (spotted monkey flower)
Lineage: Eukaryota; Viridiplantae; Streptophyta; Magnoliopsida; Lamiales; Phrymaceae
Source: RefSeq, a predicted model, not a curated record
ACAUACAUUAUCAAAAUGAAUAUUUAAAACAUGUGUCUAUUUAUAUAUCUUUAUAUUUUAUAUAGUUUCCAAACAAAUCACUUGUUUUAUUGAAUUAAGGUCGCUAUACUAUGAAGACGACUUUGCUUGAAACCUGCCGGAUUCCGCCUCCGCCUGACUCCGCCGCCGCCGCCGCCGAGCUACAACUCCCACUUACCUUCUUAGACAUUGUCUGGAUUCACUUCCAAACCAUGCACUACCUUCUCUUCUACGAAUAUUCUUGCUCCGAAUCUCAUUUCUCUGAAACCCUAAUUCCAAAACUCAAAGAAUCACUCUCCCUCACCCUCAAACACUAUCUCCCACUCGCCGGAAAUCUCCUCUACCCUCUAAACCCUGACCGCCGAAAGCCCCUCAUCCGCUACGUCGCCGGCGACUCCAUCUCCGUGAAAAUCGCCGUCUCCGGCGGCAACUUCGACGAACUCGUCGGGAACCACCCACGCGACGCCGACCAGUUCUACGACUUCGUGCCGGAAAUCCCGCCCGCAACGGAAGAUUCCGAGUACAAAAUAGUCCCUGUAUUUGCUCUUCAAGUGACGCUAUUUCCCGGCCGUGGAAUUUGUAUCGGCUUCUCCAACCUCCACUGCCUCGGCGACGCGAGAUCGAUCGUCGGCUUUGUGCGGGCAUGGGCUUCCAUGUGCAAUCUCGCCGGAGAAUCAGUGUUAUCUCCGCCGAUUUUCGACAGAUCCGUUAUCAACGACCCUCUCAAAAUCGACGAUAUAUUCUGGAAAGCGGUGGGAAAGAUUCCGUUCACACCAUCGUCGUUCCCGAUACCGACGAACAGGGUCAGAGCCACGUUCACUCUCCACCAAUCCGACAUUAAAAAGCUCAAAGAAAUGGUUCUUGCCAAGAAACCGGAUUUAGGCCACGUGUCGUCUUUUGUCGUAACUGCGUCCUACAUUUGGACAACCUUAGUGAAAUCUGCAGAUCAUGUAGAGGAAGAAGAUCAGAACACGCAUGAAUACUUCGUAUUCGCAGUCGACAUUCGCGAGCGGAUAAAUCCAGCAGUGCCCACUAAUUACUUCGGCAAUUGCCUAGGCGCAGGUACUGCGGAAAUCGAGCAUGGAAAGCUAGUCGGUGAAGAAGGGUUGUCAGUUGCGGCUGAAUACAUGGCUGAGGAUAUCAAGAACAGGAUUAACAACAAAGACGAGGUUUUGAGAGGCGUUGAGAAUUGGAUGGAUGGAAGUAAGAAUCAUAUGUUGGACCGGGCCGUUGGGGUUUCGGGUUCGCCGAGGUUCGAUUUUUGUGAUGCGGAUUUUGGAUGGGGAAGAGCGAGAAAGCUCGAAGUUGUGUCGAUUGAUGGAGAGAGGUGUUCGAUUUCGUUGUGCAAGUCUAAUGAUUCUGAAGGAGGAUUGGAGAUUGGAUUGUCUAUGCCUAAGGAGAGAAUGGAUGCUUUUGCUGCUGUAUUUGCAGAUGGCCUAAAAUCUUGAGUGUUGUAUGAUAUGAUUUAGUAUUUUUAAAUGUGGUUUUAGCAAGGAAUAAAUGUUUUUAUAGCCUUUAUUAUUAAAGUAUAGGUGGGUUAGA